Aspergillus udagawae is the source of this 882-nucleotide messenger RNA. RefSeq names its product spermidine synthase. The record is from RefSeq and is a predicted model, not a curated record. Lineage: Eukaryota; Fungi; Ascomycota; Eurotiomycetes; Eurotiales; Aspergillaceae. The transcript is spliced from 5 exons. The coding region runs from base 1 to 882 and encodes 293 amino acids. Gene Ontology annotation, molecular function: spermidine synthase activity. Gene Ontology annotation, cellular component: cytosol. Gene Ontology annotation, biological process: spermidine biosynthetic process.
AUGUCCGAGAUAACUCACCCCACUAUCAAGGAUGGCUGGUUCUCCGAGCAGUCGAAUAUGUGGCCCGGCCAGGCCAUGAACCUCAAGGUCAACCAUAUCCUGCACCACGAGAAGUCCAAGUACCAGGAUGUCCUUGUCUUCGAGAGCACCGACUACGGUACCGUCCUCGUUCUGGACAAUGUCAUCCAGUGCACCGAGCGGGAUGAGUUCUCGUACCAGGAGAUGAUCACUCACCUGGCCAUGAACUCCCACCCCAACCCCGAGAAGGUUCUGGUCAUCGGUGGUGGAGAUGGUGGUGUCCUCCGUGAGGUUGUGAAACAUGAGUCCGUCAAGGAGGCCAUCCUGUGCGACAUUGAUGAGGCUGUGAUCCGUGUCUCCAAGAAGUACCUCCCCGGCAUGAGCAUCGGCUUCCAGCACCCCAAUGUCAAGGUCCACAUCGGCGACGGCUUCCAGUUCCUCAAGGAGCGCAAGAACGAGUUCGACGUCAUCAUCACCGACAGCUCUGACCCCGAGGGUCCCGCCGAGAGCCUCUUCCAGAAGCCCUACUUUGAGCUCCUGCGCGAUGCUCUCCGUGAUGGAGGUGUCAUCACCACACAAGGUUCCGAGAACCAAUGGCUGCAUCUGUCUCUCAUCACCGACCUCAAGAAGGCCUGCAAGGAGGUCUUCCCCGUUGCUGAAUAUGCCUACACCACAAUCCCCACCUACCCCUCCGGUCAGAUCGGCUUCAUGGUCUGCUGCAAGGACCCCAACCGCAAUGUCCGCGAGCCCGUCCGCGCCUGGUCCCGCGAGGAGGAGGAGCGUCUCUGCCGCUACUACAACCAGGACAUUCACCGGGCCAGCUUCGUUCUGCCCAACUUUGCCCGCAAGGCUCUGGAUGCAUGA